Necator americanus (New World hookworm) is the source of this 606-nucleotide messenger RNA. RefSeq lists its product as uncharacterized. The record is from RefSeq and is a predicted model, not a curated record. NCBI's taxonomy places the organism in Eukaryota, Metazoa, Nematoda, Chromadorea, Rhabditida, Ancylostomatidae. The coding region runs from base 1 to 606 and encodes 201 amino acids. The transcript is spliced from 5 exons.
AUGGACGAUAAUUGUGCGCUUUCGCCGUGCGGCUCGCAACAUCGAGACAAUGUGUCCUUCCAUGGUAGCAUCAUGUCACCAAUCGUGACGGACCAAACGAAUCCCUUUGAUCCCACCUAUGAUUCAGUUGAUGGGACCAAAUUAUCCACAAAUCCGAAAUGCUUUGGGCAAAUCCAGGAUCAAAUUUACCUAAUAUCUGAAAGAGGUCACAAGGUCUACGAUUUGGUUUCGUUCAAAACCCCUGAAAAAAGUGUUGAAUUGUUCGUCGAGAUCCGCGUUCAUGUCUGGUUUUUCGAGCGCAUCGCAACCCCUCGUUCCUCAUCGCGUUGUCCUCUCGCCCAUCCGAAAAUGGCAACAGUAGCGACGACGACAGCAGCAGUUCGAUGCGACCUCGAUCGUGAUCGACGCCGGCAUGUGCAUGAGUUUUCUGAGUGCCAUCUUCGUGAUGUACUUCUCCUGCGUUUCUUACUGAGAGUGCUUACAGUUUGGUUGGUAAUUUAUUCUGAAGGUUUCAAAAACUGCUAUUCGAAUCUGUUCUGCUCCGUCACUGAAAAUAAUUCGAAAUUACUCGAUUUCCCAACUCGUUUCCUGCCUAUUAAUGUUUGA